Molecule: messenger RNA, 1667 nt
Organism: Centropristis striata (black sea bass)
Lineage: Eukaryota; Metazoa; Chordata; Actinopteri; Perciformes; Serranidae
Gene: shisa3
Product: shisa family member 3
Exons: 2
Coding region: 99-944 (281 amino acids)
Source: RefSeq, a predicted model, not a curated record
CCGACGCGCUCGGUGGCCGGGAGCUGAAGCUCCAGAGCCCCGCAGGGACCCGCAGGGACCCCCGCAGGGACCCGCACGGACCCGCAGCGGCCGCCGGCAUGGUGCGCCUGCUGAGCUGCCUGCUGCUCGGGUAUCUGACCUGGAAUCUGCGGAUCUCGGACGCGCAGGGGGAGUACUGCCACGGCUGGCUGGACGCUAAUGGGAAUUAUCACGAUGGUUUCCAGUGUCCGGAGGACUUUGACACCAUGGACGCCACCGUCUGCUGCGGCUCGUGCGCGCUGCGCUACUGCUGCGCGGCCGCGGACGCGCGGCUGGACCAGGGCAGCUGCACCAACGACCGGGAGGUGGACAACACGGAGUUUGCAGCGCAGCCCGUCUACGUGCCCUUCCUGAUGGUGGGCAGCAUCUUCGUGGCGUUCGUGGUGGUGGGCUCUCUGGUGGCGGUCUACUGCUGCACCUGUCUGCGUCCCAAGCAGCCGACCCAGCAGCCAAUCCGCUUCUCCCUGCGGAGCUGCCAGGGCGAGACCAUCCCCAUGAUCCUGACCUCCGCCCCCCCGAGCCUCCGCGCCCCGUCGAGGCAGUCCAGCACGGCCACCACCAGCUCCAGCUCCGCAGGAGGAGGCAGCUCCAUGAGGAGGUUCUCUCUGGGGGGUCAGGGGUCACAGCAGCAGCACGGCUGCCUGGUGUCGGCCACCGUCUCCUCGUCUGCCUCCACCCCCACACAGACCCCUCAGACUCUGCCUCCGCCCCCACCUCCCCCCUACACCUCCCCCCCAGCCCCCAUGCAGCACCCCCUGCCCUCCACCCACAGCCACAGCCACGCCCAGCUGCAGCUCCACCCGCCCGUCUCCCAGAGCUUCCUGCUGCCCCAGCAGUACUUCUUCCCCCUGCAGCCCGACGCCUUCUCCGCCGCCAAGGGCUUCGCCGACUUCGGCCAGAGCUGACAGACAGAGCUCCCGGCGGGCGGAGCGGAGGGAUUACAAGCUUCUCUAAACGCUCCGAUGUGACCAAACACACUGCAGCACAGCUGGUGGUGUUGGUGGUGGAGGCCCGGCCGGCCAAACGGACACACAGCGAGCAGCAGGAGGUGGAGGAGGGAUAAAGUGUUUCCUUCUGCAUCACAGCACAUCAGAGCUGAACAGCCAAUCACACGCAGCAACAGUUGGAAUCUUGUGCACUUUUAACUUGUAAACAGACUUCACUGUUCCUACAGUUUAUUUUUUAUACAGGCUGAUUUUAUAAGCUCACAGAAAAGACUGAAAUCUUGCCAAUAUAUCAUAAACCUUCCUCAAAAAAAGAACAGCAGCAACACUCCGGGACUCAUUGUUUUACGUAUUAAAAAUAGAUGUUGGAAACCAGGGAAAUGUGUUUUUUGACAAUCGGAAGGACCUCUGACAGAGACGAGGACCUGAUACACACAAGACAUUUGAUUUUGAAAGGAAAUGUGGACUUUUAUAUGUUGUACAGGCAUUAUACCCAGAGCAGGGUUGAUAUAUUGAUUCCCGAAUUUACAGCAAAUAAAAUGUUGUCCCUCAGUUCCUCCUGUGCUGAUGAAUGCAAAGUAGGGCUGUGCCAUAUCGUAUCGUUCACAAUAAUAUCGGUAUAUUUUUUUUAUGGUUAAAAAAAAUGCAUAUCAUGAUAUUGGCAACGUUCCAACUUCUUGAUGU